Hemiscyllium ocellatum (epaulette shark) is the source of this 763-nucleotide messenger RNA. RefSeq names its product heat shock protein beta-1. Gene Ontology annotation, biological process: response to heat; protein refolding. The transcript is spliced from 3 exons. The coding region runs from base 1 to 702 and encodes 233 amino acids. The record is from RefSeq and is a predicted model, not a curated record. NCBI's taxonomy places the organism in Eukaryota, Metazoa, Chordata, Chondrichthyes, Orectolobiformes, Hemiscylliidae. Gene Ontology annotation, molecular function: protein folding chaperone.
AUGGCAUUCUCGCAUCCCUAUUUCCUGAGUCGUUGGGAUGCCCUGCGGAGCUGCUAUUUCCCCAGGCGGUUGUUUGAUCAGGACUUUGGGCUCCCUCCUCUCUCCGAAGAGCCACUGAAGGACUGGAUGCAGUGGGUAGAGAAUCGGCUCAGUUUGAGCUCCUCUGACAGCACCACACCCAGCCCCUGCCCAUCACCCUUGCAGAGGCCUCUGGCUGGGGGAAUGUCUCUGAUCCAGCAGACCUCGGGCAACUGGAAAAUCAGCCUUGAUGUGAAGCAUUUCACCCCUGAGGAGCUCCAGGUGAAGAUCCAGGAGGGUUACUUAGAGAUUUCAGGAAACCACAAGGAGAAACAAGAUCAACAUGGGUUUAUUUCAAGAAGUUUUACCAGAAAGUACAUGCUUCCUUCUGAAGUGGACACCCUGUCUGUGACCUCAUCUUUGACUUCGGAUGGGAUCCUAAUUGUGGAAGCUCCACUGCCCAAUCCUGCCGUCCAGGUUCCUGUGGAAGUAACAGCUCCUGUUAAAACAGAGGACAAGUCUGCAGCUGAGGGGGAAGUGGAGACGGAGAAGGUGAUAGAGGAGGAGGCAGACCAAGGGAAGGAGCUGGAGGAAGGCACCGAGGAACAGGGCAAGGAUACAGCGCAAGAGGUGGAGCCAGAUAAAGAGGAGGCAGAGCAAGAGAAAGUGGUACUGCAAGAAUAAGACCAGGAAGUGACUCAAAUGAAAUCAGAAAUUGUGGAGAAAAGACAGCAGGCAAACUUGU